AGACACACAGGAAGCGCUACAGCAACAAUAAGGACCAAAAAAGGAGACUUAAGAAAUAUUACACACGCGUGCCAGAAAAACCAGAGUAAGAAAAGCAGCAUUUGGAUCGGGGUGAGCAUCUCAGGACACAGAACAAUAGGAUUCACACACCCAGAUUUCUGCAGGACGCUCCGCUGCAUACUGUUGUUUUGUUUUUGAUUUGAAGAUCAGAUUUUUAAUCAAGAAGAAAAUCUGGAGGAGGAAAAAUUAUUUCUGAUCACUGCAGACAGAGGUGAGGAUGAACAAGACAGAAAUGUUCGGGUUCUCCCUGGAGACGGACGACAGGACGGAGGAGGAGAAAACAAGGCAAAGAGCAGCAAAGAAGGAUUGCCAGGAGGCCCCCAAGGCUCCCAUGGACACCGAUUACCAGGAGGAAAUGGAGGCGACAAAGCCUCAAAUCAGAUUCAAUCUCAACUUCGACAAUUAUUUUGUUUGUAGAGGGAUUCGCGGUGAAGCGCAGGACAACAGCAAGAGAGACAGCAAGACGUUCGACAUCGUCAGGCUGUUUGAGGCCGUGGCCAGCCGGGACAUCAGACAGCUGGACGGCCUGCACCAGUACCUGCACAAAAGCAUGAAGAAACUCUCCGACUCCUUAUAUAAGUCCUAUGGUAAAACCGCCCUGAUGAAGGCUCUGCUGCACAUCAAAGACAACAAGAACGACACUGUGGAGUUAUUACUUGACAUUUCAGAGAAGCUGGGCGACAUUAACGAGUUUGUGAACGCAGCCUACACUGACAGCUAUUACAAAGGCCAGACCGCUCUCCACAUAGCCAUUGAGAGGAGGAGUCUCUCCUAUGUGAAACUGCUGGUCAGUAAAGGAGCCAAUGUCCACGCCAAAGCCUGUGGAAAAUUCUUCCAGCCACAUGACGGACCAUACUUUUACUUUGGUGAGCUGCCUCUGUCUCUGGCAGCCUGCACCAACCAGGCUGACGUGGUGGACUUCCUGAUGGAUAACGAGUACCUGCGAGCAAACGCAGAGCUGGCCGACUCUCAGGGCAACACGGUGCUGCACGCCCUGGUGGUGGUGGCCGACAACUCCGAGGACAACACAGACUUUAUCACCAGCAUGUACGACCGCAUCCUCAAGACCACCGCCCGACUGCAUCCCAAGCUGAAGCUGGAGGACAUCGAGAACCAGAACAGGCUGACGCCUCUCAAAAUGGCUGCCAAGACGGGCAAGAUAGCGCUUUUUUCACACAUCCUGAAACGUGAAUUCCAAGACAUUAGCACCAAACACUUGUCCCGAAAAUUCACUGAGUGGGUCUACGGGCCCGUCCACUGCUCCCUGUACGACCUGGCCUCGGUGGACUCGUGCGAGGACAACUCCGUCAUGGAGAUACUGAUCUACGGCAGCGACAUUCCUAACCGUCACGAGAUGCUUCAGACGGAGCCUCUGAGCCGACUGCUGGAGGAGAAGUGGAAGAAGUUUGCAGGUCGAAUGUUUUUCACCAACUUCCUGUUCUACAUCAUGUACCUGAUCAUCUUCACCCUUGUGGCCUACAAUAAGAAGUAUGGGAAGCCGCCGUUUCCCCUCGAACGCACCACCACCGGUUACCUGUAUGCUUCAGGCCAGCUCCUGACACUACUGGCAAACUGCUAUUUCUUUUUCAUAGGGAUAAUUGACAUGAAGAGGAAGCGCCCGAAGCUGCAGACUUUGCUGAUUGAUGGAUAUUAUGAGAUUCUUUUUUUCAUGCAGGGCGUCCUCUUCCUGUUCUCGGCCGGUCUGUAUCUGUGCGGGAGGAAGGAGUACCUCGGCCUCCUGGUGCUGUGUCUCGCUCUGAGCUGGGUGAACCUGCUCUACUUCUCCCGGGGCGACAUACACAUGGGCAUCUACAGUGUCAUGAUACAGAAGAUGAUCCUCAGUGACAUCCUGCGCUUUCUUUUUGUCUAUGUUGUCUUCCUCUUUGGAUUUUCAGCAGCGGUGGUCAGCCUGCUCAUAAUGCCUCCUGAGACUAACACCACUGAAACCACUCAAGGGGGGAAAGGACGUUUCUUAAUUCCCCUUAACCCUGAUGAGGAGUGCCUGAAACCCGGCUUCAGUAACAUCUCCUACACCACACUGCAGCUCUUCAAGUUCACCAUCGGCAUGGGAGACAUGGAGUUCACCCAGGACUACGAGUACAUUGGGGUUUUCUACGUGCUCCUCAUCGGCUACAUCAUACUCACCUACAUCCUGCUGCUCAACAUGCUCAUCGCCCUCAUGAACCGCACCGUGGAGAAGAUCACCAUGGAGAGCACCAGCAUCUGGAAGCUGCAGAGAGCCAUCACCAUCAUGGACAUGGAGAAACGGCUGCCCUGCUGUCUGAGGGGGAGGUUUCGUUGUGGGGUGGAGAAGAAGCUGGGCACUGCUCUCGGAGAUGACCAUCGCUGGUGUUUCAGAGUGGAGGAAGUCAACUGGAACAAAUGGAACAUCAACCUGGGCAAAAUCGAUGAGGAUCCCGGCUGCUGGAAUCAUGUACAACAGCCUACCUCAGACACCCCGCCGAACAGAAUGAACAGAGGGAGGAGCUGGAGAGGCUUCUUCACGGAGGGCAGCCGGCGGCGGCAGACACACCAGUCCACAGAGAUGGGUCUUCUGAGCACCACACAGGCCUAAAGAGACAAAAGAGAGCCUCACUCUGGCUGCUCAGCCUGACUGACCUGAGCAACACGGCAUUAAAAGCUCAAGACAUUAUUCACUUUAAGUUCCUCAAGAAAUUUUUACUGCCAAACGGGUGAACUGCCUCUCUGACUGACUGAUACUCCAGUUGUCAGCUUGGUUUUAAAUUUAAUCUUGGAGGGGUGAUAUUUCACUGACAUGAAGAGUGAUGAGGAAGCUGCAGUAGGUAUUUAUCUGACUGACAUAAUGGUGUUAAGAAGUAGAACUUAUCAAUGCUGGAAGCUGCAACACGUGCUGCUUAAAUACCAUGUGUUUGAAACACAUUAACUAUUUCAUCCAAAGGUCGCCGCACAUACUGUUUCUGCCACCACCUGAACACGACGCACAUCCUCUCUGCAAAGAAGGCCACAACCUGCCGGCACCUAUGGCAUUGCUCAAAAUCCUCCGUGGAGUAAUACUGAUCAGGAAGGUGCUGAUCCUGCCCCCCCGCUGCGUGCCCUUUAUACGAGUCCCAUUUUCAUCACAGCCAGACAAGCUAAAUCUACUGCAGCCAGAUAGUCCUGCGGAUUUCACAGCUUGCUUUGUCUACUCGUCUCCCUGUUUCUAUUUGGCAGAGGUAGGCUCGGAUAAACGGCAUGACAGCACAGCAAUUGGUGCAAUCACCACCUUCAGCACUAGCUGUCGCAGUUACAAAUUAUAUGUGGUUUGGACGGGCCUUGGCCCCGGACUGUUCAGCCACUGGUUAGGCUGAUUAUGUAAGAAAUAAGUGUGUGAAUAGUGACCUAC
Molecule: messenger RNA, 3424 nt
Organism: Seriola dumerili (greater amberjack)
Lineage: Eukaryota; Metazoa; Chordata; Actinopteri; Carangiformes; Carangidae
Gene: trpv1
Product: transient receptor potential cation channel subfamily V member 1-like
Exons: 17
Coding region: 278-2635 (785 amino acids)
Biological process (GO): calcium ion import across plasma membrane
Cellular component (GO): membrane
Molecular function (GO): calcium channel activity; protein binding
Source: RefSeq, a predicted model, not a curated record